Globicephala melas (long-finned pilot whale) is the source of this 8449-nucleotide messenger RNA. It is a transcript of the gene ATP7A, whose product is annotated as ATPase copper transporting alpha. The record is from RefSeq and is a predicted model, not a curated record. Gene Ontology annotation, biological process: copper ion homeostasis; copper ion import. Gene Ontology annotation, cellular component: plasma membrane; trans-Golgi network. Gene Ontology annotation, molecular function: ATP hydrolysis activity; copper ion binding; P-type divalent copper transporter activity. Lineage: Eukaryota; Metazoa; Chordata; Mammalia; Artiodactyla; Delphinidae.
GCUCCGGGAAGAAGCGGAGGGAGGAGUUGGCGACGCCGCGGCCGUCGCGGUUGCCGCCACCGUCGCCGCCAUCGCCGCCGCGGCUACUGUGACUUCUCCUGGUGUGUGAGAUCGGAGCCUACGCGCCUGGAUUUGUCGCCGCCACCGGCUGCGUAGAUCCGGAGGUUUAACCACAGGACAGAAAAAACAGGAAUAUAAAGAAGAAAUCAAAAUGGAUCCAAGUAUGAGUGUGAAUUCUGUCACCAUCUCUGUUGAGGGGAUGACAUGUAGUUCCUGUGUUUGGACCAUUGAACAGCGCAUUGGAAAACUGAACGGUGUACAUCACAUUAAAGUUUCACUGGAAGAAAAAAAUGCAGCCAUUAUUUAUGACCCUAAACUGCAGACUCCAAAGACCCUACAGGAAGCCAUUGAUGACAUGGGCUUUGAUGCUGUUCUGCACAAUCCUAAGCCGCUCCCUGUUUUAACUGAGACCUUGUUUCUGACUGUUACUGCUUCACUGGCUCCGCCAUGGGAGCAUAUCCAAAGCACAUUGCUCAAGACGAAGGGUGUGACAGACAUUAAAAUUUCCCCUCAGCAGAGAACUGCAGUGGUGAUAAUAAUCCCUUCUAUAGUGAAUGCCAGUCAGAUAGUAGAGCUGGUUCCGGCUCUCAGUUUAGAUCCAGGAACUCUGGAGAAAAUGUCAGGAAUUUGCGAAGAUUUCAGUAUGACUCAAGCAGGCGAAGUCAUGCUGAAGAUGAAGGUGGAAGGGAUGACCUGCCAUUCAUGUACUAGCACCAUUGAAGGAAAAAUUGGGAAACUGCAAGGUGUUCAGCGAAUUAAAGUUUCCCUGGACAAUCAAGAAGCUACUGUUGUUUAUCAACCUCAUCUUAUCACAGCAGAGGAAAUAAAAAAGCAGAUUGAAGCUGUGGGCUUUCCAGCAUUCAUCAAAAAACAGCCCAAGUACCUCAAACUGGGAGCUAUUGAUAUAGAACGUCUAAAGAACACACCAGUCAAAUUCUCAGAAGGAUCACAGCAAAGGAGUCCAUCAUAUACCAAUAAUUCAACAGUCAUUUUCAUCAUAGAUGGCAUGCACUGUAAAUCAUGUGUGUCAAAUAUUGAAAGUGCUUUAUCUACACUCCAGUAUGUAAGCAGUGUAGUCGUUUCUUUAGAGAAUAGAACUGCCACAGUAAAGUACAAGGCAAGUUUAGUCACUCCAGAAACUCUGAGAAGAGCAAUAGAGGCCAUAUCACCAGGGCAAUAUAGAGUUAGUAGUACAAAUGAAAUUGAGAGUACUUCAAACUCUCCCUCCAGCUCAUCUCUUCAAAAGAGUCCUUUGAACAUAGUUAGCCAACCUCUGACUCAAGAAACCGUGAUAAACAUUGAUGGCAUGACUUGUAAUUCUUGUGUGCAGUCUAUUGAGGGUGUCAUAUUAAAAAAGGCAGGUGUAAAAUCCAUACGAGUAUCACUUGCAAAUGGCAAAGGGACUGUUGAGUAUGAUCCUUUACUAACCUGUCCAGAAACCUUGAGAGAAGCAAUAGAAGACAUGGGAUUUGAUGCUUCCUUGUCAGAUACAAAUGAGCCACUGGUAGUAAUAGCUCAGUCCUCAUCGGAAAUGCCACUUUUGACCUCAACUAAUGAACUUCAUACCAAAAUGAUGACACCAAUUCAUGACAAAGAGGAGGCAAAGACUUCAUCUAAGUGUUACAUACAGGUCACUGGUAUGACUUGUGCUUCCUGUGUAGCAAACAUUGAACGGAAUUUAAGACGAGAAGAAGGAAUAUAUUCUGUACUUGUGGCUCUGAUGGCUGGGAAGGCAGAAGUAAGAUAUAACCCUGCUGUCAUACAACCCCUGAUGAUAGCCGAGUUAAUCCGAGAGCUUGGAUUUGGAGCCACUGUGAUAGAAAAUGCUGAUGAAGGGGAUGGUGUUUUGGAACUUGUUGUGAGAGGAAUGACAUGUGCCUCCUGUGUACAUAAAAUAGAGUCUACCCUCACAAAACAUGGAGGGAUCUUCUACUGCUCUGUGGCCCUGGCAACCAACAAAGCACAUAUUAAAUAUGAUCCAGAAAUUAUUGGUCCCAGAGAUAUUAUUCAUACAAUUGAAAGCUUAGGUUUUGAAGCUUCUUUGGUCAAGAAGGACCGGUCAGCAAGCCACCUAGACCAUAAGCGAGAGAUAAGGCAAUGGCGACGGGCCUUUCUUGUGAGCCUGUUUUUCUGUAUUCCUGUAAUGGGGCUGAUGAUAUAUAUGAUGGUUAUGGACCACCACCUUGCAACUCUUCACCAUAAUCAGAACAUGAGCCAAGAAGAAAUGAUUAGCAUUCAUUCUUCUACGUUCCUGGAGCGCCAGAUCCUGCCAGGAUUGUCCAUUAUGAAUUUGCUAUCUUUUUUAUUGUGUGUACCUGUACAGUUUUUUGGAGGCUGGCACUUCUACAUUCAGGCCUACAAAGCACUGAAACAUAAAACUGCAAAUAUGGACGUACUGAUUGUGCUGGCAACUACCAUUGCAUUUGCUUAUUCUUUGGUUAUUCUUCUGGUUGCAAUGUAUGAGAGAGCCACAGUGAACCCUGUUACUUUCUUUGACACACCUCCUAUGCUAUUUGUGUUUAUUGCACUAGGCCGGUGGCUGGAACAUGUAGCAAAGGGCAAAACAUCAGAGGCUCUUGCCAAACUAAUUUCACUACAAGCUACAGAAGCAACUAUUGUAACUCUCGACUCUGAUAAUAUCGUCUUGAGUGAAGAGCAAGUGGAUGUGGAGCUUGUACAACGUGGAGACAUCAUUAAAGUGGUUCCAGGAGGCAAAUUUCCAGUGGAUGGGCGUGUUAUUGAAGGACAUUCUAUGGUAGAUGAGUCCCUCAUCACAGGGGAGGCAAUGCCUGUGGCUAAGAAGUCUGGCAGCACAGUGAUUGCUGGUUCCAUUAACCAGAAUGGGUCACUCCUUAUCCGUGCAACCCAUGUUGGAGCAGACACAACCCUUUCUCAAAUUGUCAGACUUGUAGAGGAGGCACAAACAUCAAAGGCUCCUAUCCAGCAGUUUGCAGACAAACUCAGUGGCUACUUUGUUCCUUUUAUUGUCAUUGUUUCCAUUGCUACCCUUUUGGUUUGGAUUAUAAUUGGAUUUCUGAAUUUUGAAAUCGUGGAAACCUACUUUCCUGGCUACAACAGAAGUAUCUCCCGAACAGAAACAAUAAUACGCUUUGCUUUCCAAGCCUCAAUCACAGUUCUGUGCAUUGCAUGCCCCUGUUCACUGGGAUUGGCCACUCCAACUGCCGUGAUGGUGGGUACAGGAGUAGGCGCUCAAAAUGGCAUACUAAUCAAAGGUGGUGAGCCAUUGGAGAUGGCUCAUAAGGUAAAGGUAGUGGUAUUUGAUAAAACUGGAACCAUAACCCAUGGAACCCCAGUAGUGAAUCAAGUAAAGGUUCUAGUGGAAAGUAACAGAAUGUCAUGCAAUAAGAUCCUGGCCAUUGUGGGAACUGCUGAAAGUAACAGUGAACACCCUCUAGGAGCAGCAAUAACCAAAUACUGCAAGCAGGAGCUGGACACUGAAACCUUGGGUACCUGCAUAGAUUUCCAGGUUGUGCCAGGCUGUGGUAUUAGCUGUAAAGUCACCAAUAUCGAAGGCUUGCUACACAAGGAUAACUGGAAGAUAGAGGAAAAUAAUAUUAAAAAUGCAUCCCUGGUUCAAAUAGAUACAAGUAAUGAACAGUCAUCAACUUCAUCUUCCAUGAUUAUUGAUGCCCAGCUCUCAAAUGCUCUUAAUGCUCAGCAGUACAAAGUUCUUAUUGGUAACCGGGAGUGGAUGAUUAGAAAUGGUCUUGUCAUUAAUAACGAUGUAAACGAUUCCAUGACUGAACAUGAGAGAAAAGGUCGGACUGCUGUAUUGGUAGCAGUUGAUGAUGAGCUGUGCGGCUUGGUAGCUAUUGCUGAUACAGUGAAGCCUGAAGCAGAAUUGGCAGUCCAUAUUCUGAAAUCUAUGGGCUUAGAAGUAGUUCUGAUGACUGGAGACAACAGUAAAACAGCUAGAUCUAUUGCUUCUCAGGUUGGCAUUACUAAGGUGUUUGCUGAAGUUCUACCUUCCCACAAGGUUGCUAAGGUGAAGCAACUCCAAGAGGAGGGGAACCGGGUAGCAAUGGUAGGAGAUGGAAUCAAUGACUCCCCAGCUCUGGCGAUGGCUAAUGUUGGAAUUGCCAUUGGCACAGGCACAGAUGUAGCCAUUGAAGCAGCCGAUGUGGUUUUGAUACGGAAUGAUCUUCUGGAUGUAGUGGCAAGUAUUGAUUUAUCAAGGAAGACAGUCAAGAGGAUUCGGAUAAAUUUUGUCUUUGCUCUAAUUUAUAAUCUGAUUGGAAUUCCCAUAGCUGCUGGAGUUUUUAUGCCCAUUGGUUUGGUUUUGCAGCCCUGGAUGGGAUCUGCUGCAAUGGCUGCUUCAUCUGUUUCAGUAGUACUUUCUUCACUCCUCCUUAAACUUUACAGGAAACCAACUUAUGAGAAUUAUGAACUACAUGCCCGAGGCCAGAUGGAACAGAAAAGUCCUUCAGAAAUAAGUGUUCAUGUUGGAAUAGAUGAUACCUCAAGAAAUUCUCCUAAACUGGGUUUGCUGGACCGGAUUGUUAAUUACAGCAGAGCCUCCAUAAACUCACUGCUGUCUGAUAAACGAUCACUGAACAGUGUUGGUACUAGUGAACCUGACAAGCACUCACUCCUGGUGGGAGACUGCAGGGAAGAUGACGACAGUGCGUUGUAACAGGCCACAGAGAGUGCUGCUAGAUGAUGUUGUUCUGCACUGACACAGCAUUCAUGGUCACCUUAGCUUUUUAAAAUAUUGCAGGGCUUUAUGUUGGUCUCAUGCUCUUAUGUUAGGGAAUCUAUUUGAAUUGCAUUUGUCUAAUGGCAAAAAUAUCUUUUUCAGGGCAUCAGCUUGGAACCUAGCUUUAUUGAAAAUGAAUUUCCAGUAUUUUUUGUUUUCACUAGCAACAGAUAAGGUAGACCAGGGAGGUUUACAAGUCCUACAACUGAAGAUUACUGAAUUGCUGCUAAGGUCAUAGAUAAUUUUUAUUUGACCCCAAAAAAAAAGUUCAAGAAAAGAUCAUUGAAAAUUUGAAGAUUUGAGCGCAUAAUCUUGAGGAGAUUCUCGAGCCCUCCUCCCUGCUAGAUUGGGGAGUAAUGGCUUUCAAAGCACUGUAUAAAGAAUCCUGUUUUAGAAGCAAAAUAGUAGAAACUGUUUAAAAAUAGACAGGCCUAUUUAUUACAGGCUUUCUUUCCCCCUUCUUCUCCCUGCAUCUUUGUCUUUGCCGUUGCUUUCUUUUUUUUUUUUUUUUUACAGCUUUAUUGGAGUAUAAUUGCUUUACAAUGGUGUGUUAGUUUCUGCUUUAUAACAAAGUGAAUCAGUUAUACAUAUACAUAUGUUCCCAUAUCUCUUCCCUCUUGCGUCUCCCUCCCUCCCACCCUCCCUAUCCCACCCCUCUAGGUGGUCACAAAGCCGUCGCUUUCUUAGAUGCCCCAAUGUGUUUUCUUUUAUUAGGUUCUUUCAAGUGAGCUAAGUGUAGGUGAUUUCUCAUUGACAAAAAUAACUGACAACUUUUCCAGUAACUUGUUUGUUUCUUUAUCUUGUAGCUCAAAAGACUUUCAGGACCUAUAUGGUUCCCUGCUUCCCACCUUUCCAUUGUUGUAAAAAAUAUAUCAGAUUCCUCCUUCAGUGACUCCCUAGCUCUGUGCAAGCUUUCAGUUCACUCCUGCUGGGUUCAGCUAUAAGUUGUUCUUAGUAUCAUCUAUCAGCCUCAGUUCAGAAACUUAAGAUUUUGAGCCACUUCUACAAUUGAUUUUUUUCCAAAGAUUGACACUACCAUGUUUAACAUGUACCGGUCAUAUAAAAUUACCUGGAUUCACUAAAUUUGUCCUUUUCUGGAGAGAAUGCAAGACAUUAGCUGAUAUUUAUAAUUUAAUAUAUUUUAAUUGUCUUUUAUUGUUUUAGAUAAUCUCUCAAAAUGACUUUAAAAUAAUGCUAUUACACAAAGCCACUUUUACCAAGAAAUACAGUAAAUUGUAAUACAGAAAUGAGAAUUUCCCUAGGUUGUGAUACCUUUUAGCUAAAUCUAUAUUUUUCUCUAGUUUAAAACAUUUGCACUUGCUAGUUAGUGUGGUUGGCAUAUUCACGGGCUUGUUCUCAUCAACAUAUAAAUUUAGAAAUCCCCCUGUGAGUGCCUGGGAGUUAAUACACUGGUCAGAGAUCUGGUACUUGUAUCACUAUUUAAAUUAACUUGUUAACUGCAAGGUGGAUUUCAGAUGCAGAAUAUGUAAGUGAAGAAAACUCAUACGUAAAUUCCUAACAUCUAUUCCCAUUGUCAUAUGUAAAGCUGCUAGCACAAUUCCUAGCACAUAGGAUUUGUGCUCAGUAAAUGUUAGUUCUUAUUUCCCCUUGAGGUCAGUGAUAAAUAUCAAAAAUCGCUUUUACAGAGCAGAGUCUAAAAUCAGGUGGGAGUGGGGGAUGGGGUUCUUCCCUCCUUUCCAACUUCCUUUUUCUCUUGUUCUUUCAUAUGCACUCAAAAAAGUUUACAACAUAAUUCCAUGCUGACUUUUCAGAUUUGGAAAAGAUUUCAUUUUUAUCUCAGCUAUCUUAAAGACAGAGCUGAAACUUGAUGAAGGUGCUAUUAAUCUAGAAAAGCAAACCAAUUUUAAUGAAAUAUGAAUGAGUUUGUAGGUCUAGGCUCUUUUUUAGACCAAUGCCUGUGCCAUCUUCCAUGCUUUCAAUUUGAAUUUUAAUAUUUGUUUUUAUUUUAAUUCCAGUGGCCCGUCAUACCACAACUUGUUUCUUCUAGAAGAAAUAGCUAAUAUGGCAAAGGUAUAAUAUAGACUUUUGAAAAAGAAACACUUUUCUCUGUGUCUCUCUCUCUCCCUCCCUCCCUUCCUCCCCCUCCCCCUUCCCCUCACUUUCACUCUUCUAUCUCUCUGAAGCACUUGAACAUAGCCAGUUACUACUUUUAUUAUUCUGUGUGUGUUAGAGUUGUCCACUUGGCCUCACAUGCCAAGGGAUCCACAUGUCAUAGGGCAAUGAGAAGAGCAGCCUAUAUAAUCUGGGAAAAAUCAAGGAUGUAAUUUCAGCCCUUAGUACAGGAACAGAAAACAUGCUGUUUAUAAAGAAUCCUGCUUUAAAUAUCUAUAGCCAUCUUUGAAUUCUCUACCACAAGUCUCUUGCAAUUCUGAACUCCCAUUAGCUUCAUAGAGCAGCUGUAGUCACUGGGAGAGAGACAUAUGGAGGAGAUCAAAAACACUGCUUUCAGUUAGUAACUAGCUUUAAGUAAUUAGUUACUAGUGAGAACAAAUUUUAUAAAUGUGUGUGUAUGCAUCUGUGUUUAUUCAUAUAAUACACAUAUACAUAUAUUACCCAUAUAGAAGGAAAAUGGAUUUAUAUUUGAAUUUGAUAUUAGAAUAUUUGAAGUUCUUUAUUUGUUGUUCCUUUGUCACUCUUUUGUAUUCACUCAGCAACCACGCCCUCAGUCUGAAGAUAACAAGGAUGUUUUAAUAUCCAGUGCUGGUUCAGAUUCAACUAAGGGGCACCUUUUAUCUUAAAUAUCCAAAGAUGCCUUUUAAAUUUCAACGGUUAAAACAUAACUGUUUAGUGUUAUAGUCUAAAGAAGUAUGGUUGUCAGUUGUGAAAAUAGAAAUGUUAUUUUUCAUAGUUUAGUAUCAACGUUUUAGGUGUUAGAUUUGAUGCCUUGUGAACAAAUAAUUUUAUAUUGUGCUUCAAAUUUUUAAAAGUUAUUCUUUUAUUGAAUGUAUUCUUUGUUCAAAAUGCUUAAAUAGCAUUGUAGGCAAGAUGUUUCCAAACAUUUAAGUGUGCGUAUCUUUUAUGUACACAGCUGAAAAUCAAGAAUGUAUGUUCAUUGAGAAUUUUUUCCACUACUUAUGGAUCUUGCUUUAAAAUUAUUUUUCUUAGUAUUUAUUUUACUCUAGUUUAUUAUUUUCUUUGGCUGAGGCAUCUGGUUACUGGUUGUUUUAAUAAGGUAAAAACAUUUCUGGAAUCACUCCUUUUGGAUAUUUUUGUUUCUUUUCUCUAUUUUAAAAAUAUUAUUUUACCAAAUAUAAAAAAAUGCAGAUUCGUGCCAAAUUAUUAGCUAUUUUUACGCUAACUUUCUGUAGUCCUUCUGAAAGUUUAUCUGGUAUGAGUAACCAGAUAAAGCACAAAAGCAUGAAUUCUUGUUCUUCAAUUAAAAGAGCUUCUCUAAUGGCACUGAUAGUAAAUGCCUUUUGUAGCCAAAACCAGGCGUCUCAAACUUAUGCUUUUAGUUAAAGAAGUGUUUAACUAACCAUUGUUGAACAUUGAUUGUUUGAUACCCAAAACAGCAGUGGACGAUGUUGUGCAAUAAUCAUCUACUAUAGUCAAGAUAUUCAGUAGUUUGUUUUUCCAUAAGCAUGUAAUUGAACAUAUAUCUGCCAAGGAUGUGCCUUCAACUUUAUAAUUAUAGUAUUGUAAAAAAAAUGA